This is a messenger RNA of Xiphophorus maculatus (southern platyfish), 3327 nucleotides long. It is a transcript of the gene rprd1b, whose product is annotated as regulation of nuclear pre-mRNA domain containing 1B. The record is from RefSeq and is a predicted model, not a curated record. Gene Ontology annotation, biological process: mRNA 3'-end processing. The transcript has 7 exons. Gene Ontology annotation, cellular component: RNA polymerase II, holoenzyme. Bases 519 to 1505 code for a protein of 328 amino acids. NCBI's taxonomy places the organism in Eukaryota, Metazoa, Chordata, Actinopteri, Cyprinodontiformes, Poeciliidae. Gene Ontology annotation, molecular function: RNA polymerase II complex binding.
GUGAAAGUGCAAGUUGCCAUUUUUUCGAGCCAUUUUUUUUUUUACAUGAGUUUAUGCGACCAAAGGCAGAGUGUGAGUUUUUACCCGGUCUUUUGCUAUUGUUCGUUUUACGGCGAUGUGCUAGAAAUAUUGUAGAGGAACGUUUUAGAAACGCGGGCUUGUUUUACACCGGGUUAGCUCGGCGCUUCACUUCUCUGCAGAUAGCUGCUUAGCUGUUAGCUAACGUUAGCGCCUCCUGUAAACAAACACAACUGUCUGCAAAGGCACAGCAGCUUCCUCCUGCUGGUUUUCCUCGCCGCAUUUCUCUUUAAUUUAGUCAUUUGAGAGCGGCAACAACGUUAGAAACACAGCUCUCUGUUCAGAGCACAAAGCUCUGAUGCCGAUGAUCUGCGAGUUAAGCUGCGCAACUUCAGUUUUGAUGACUGUGCGAGCGCCUUCAAAAUAGCUCGGAGCUCAGUUGCUUUGGAGCAGGUCGGGGUCAGUUUAUACUGGGAGCGGGAACAGAAGAAGCGGUCGGCAUGUCGUCCUUCUCCGAGUCGGCCCUGGAGAAGAAGCUGACGGAGCUGAGCAGCUCCCAGCAGAGCGUCCAGACUCUGUCUCUGUGGAUCAUCCACCACCGCAAACACUCGGGCCUCAUCGUCAAAGUGUGGCACCGGGAGCUGAAGAAGGCUAAAAGCAACAGGAAGUUGACAUUCCUGUAUCUGGCAAAUGACGUCAUCCAGAAUAGCAAGAAGAAAGGACCCGAGUUCACCAAAGACUUUGAGUCUGUCCUUGUGGACGCCUGCUCCCAUGUAGCAAGUGAAGUGGAUGACGGCUGUAAAAAGCAAAUGGAGAGGCUGCUGAACAUCUGGAAGGAGAGGAAUCUCUACAGAGGUGAUUUCAUUCAGCAGCUCAAACUGGCCAUAGAGGACUCCAGCAGCCCCAGACCCUCAGAAGAGAAAAAGGCUGUAAAACGAAGUUAUCAGAAGAUCCAGGAGGAUGAAGAGGAUGACGACGAUGACUACAGAAACCACACAUCUCCCCGCAACUCGGAUUCCUCGGCGAAUCAGCUGACAGAGGAGCUGGUGAAAGCUCUGCAGGACUUGGAGAACGCCGCAUCAGGCGACGCAGCGGUGCGCCAGAAGAUCGCCUCACUUCCACAGGAAGUUCAGGAUGUUUCCCUCCUAGAGAAGAUUACUGACAAGGAGGCGGCGGACAAGCUGUCAAAAACGGUGGACGAGGCGUGUUUGCUGCUGGCGGAGUACAACGGACGGCUGGCAGCAGAGCUGGAAGACCGCAGGCAGCUCGCCCGUAUGCUGACUGAAUAUAUCAGCAGCCAGAAGGAGGCGCUAGUGGAAAGGGAGAAAAAGCUGGAGGAGUACAAACAGAAACUGGCGCGAGUGACUCAGGUGAGAAAGGAGCUCAAGUCCCACAUCCAGAGCCUCCCGGAUCUGUCACUGCUGCCCAACGUCACCGGCGGCUUGGCUCCGCUCCCCUCCGCCGGAGACCUCUUCUCCACCGACUGAGAGCUGCCAGGCUGAACAGACUCCUGCAACGUCCCUCCUCAGCCGACCUCAGCCCCGUGUUUGAGUAACAAGGACGCUCCUGGCUUUGCCUCCAACACUGGCGGCACAUGUUCUCCCAGACGAGCAGCUUAGUCCACCCGCUAAACUCAACUGGACUAGAAGACAAUGAGAAGAGAAGCAGAGGAGAACAGAGACUCUGCCCGAAAGGAGUCUCUGCCACCAGCCCGGAAGUUUGUGUUCCUGAUUGUUUUUAUUUUCUUUUAAACGGUGAAAGGUUGUUUCAGUUAAAGCCUCAUCACAUGUGAUGCGUUUCCCCAAUUGGUCUAGGUUAUGGCUGCAGGCUGAAGAGGAUAACAUUCGUUAGUUUUAUUUUGUUUUUUGUUUUUCUUGCCUUUUGGUUGGAGGCUUUUUUUUUUAUCAACGCUCGGCCAGAUAAGCAGUUUGGUGCGUGAAAAGAUCAUGUUGGGCUCAGCAGGGGUGGAUUUUUGUUUUCUCACCUGUUACAUCAUAUCUUAAGUUUAGUAACACUUUUAAGUCCGCUUAAACCAGAUGUGUUGAGUAAAACCAUCCAGAUAGAAAUGAACAAAUUAAAAGAUAAAUUCUAGUCUUCUGGUUUUUCACAAAAACAAAAACAGUGUCCAACCCAAAAGUAUUCUUUUUUUGUGUGUUUUUAGGUUUAGAAAUCCGAUCAAUCUGAUUAAGUUCAUUGAUGUGUUAGAUUUGAGUUUUGCUAAAACAAGCUGGACUGAGAAAAUAUUACAAAGUUUUCUUUCAAAGAAUCUGUUUUGUGUGUGCUUGUGUGUAAACGAUACCUGGGAAAUGCUAAAACCUAAAAAUACAGUAUCUUCUGAAAGGAAACAAAGGCCUUAUGUUGCAUGUUUAGAGUUUGGAAAUACGGGGGGAAAAAAUAAAUUUCACUUAUCGAAACUGAGCAGAGGAGCUUAAAAUUCGUCUGACUGGGAAAUAACCUUUAGGACCAUUUCAGCUUUUUUGUUUUGUUUUAAUCCUCAGCCGUACUGAAUUUCUGAGCCUCGAAGGCCUAAAACAAAUACCAAAAUAUUUCCCUUUGGAUGAGAGUCCCUUUUUUAUGUUUUAUUAGAUAUUUUUUUAGAGGAAUAAGAGAGAAUUCAUGUCUUGGUGUAGGGAUGAAGAGAGGGAUGCUGGGAUAGGUGGCGAUGAGGAGCAACUGGAUUUGGUAUUGAAAUUAAGGCCAGAAUGAAAUUUUGCUCUGAUUUUAUUUAUUCCGUUUGGUGUGAUUAUCUUUAAUUGUUCUCUGUGACGGCUACUAUAUGUGGCUAUCUCUGAGGGGUCAUCCACAGCCAGAAAAAAAAACACACACACAGACGUCUUUGACUUUUCAUCAUAGACAAUAAAUUAGUCGAUGCUUUCUGUGGAACAUGACGGCUCCCGCUAACGGAGAGGAAACCAUUUUUUACAAAAAAGGGGUUUGGAAAAGCUGUGAAAGUGAGAAAUGUUUACUGAACUCUGAGCAGAGUCUCCUGGCUGUUUCAGAAGCACAAAUAUAUAUAUAUAUAUUUUUAAAAAAAGGAGAAAGUUAUGGUGAGCAGCUUCAUUUGUUUCCAGACCAAAGUCAUAAACAUGUCUUUGGCUUUAAAAAAAACAACAACUUUAAACUACUGUACACCAGAAAGGAUCCUGGUAACAUUUUACCCCCCAAUUUUCUAAACUUGAUAGUAUUUCAAUAUUUUCCUACCAUCCGGCUGUUGUGUUUCUCUCUAAUGCUAGUCCUGAAAGGAGACGUGGUUUUUCUCUAAGGAAAGUGAUUCAGUGGAUGCCAAUAAAGUGGAACCAUUUGAACAAA